Plectropomus leopardus (leopard coralgrouper) is the source of this 1057-nucleotide messenger RNA. The record is from RefSeq and is a predicted model, not a curated record. Lineage: Eukaryota; Metazoa; Chordata; Actinopteri; Perciformes; Serranidae.
GGCCUGUUUUACAGAGCUUUAAGAGUCAGGACUGGGACGGAGCUGUGAGACGCUGGACUGAGACAGACCGGAGUCAUGGCCUCCGGCAAGAACAAGAACCAGACGUCUCUGGCUCUCCAUAAGGUGAUCAUGGUGGGCAGCGGCGGCGUGGGGAAGUCCGCGCUCACGCUGCAGUUCAUGUACGACGAGUUCGUGGAGGACUACGAGCCCACCAAGGCCGACAGCUACAGGAAGAAGGUGGUGCUGGACGGCGAGGACGUUCAGAUCGACAUCCUGGACACGGCGGGGCAGGAGGACUACGCCGCCAUCAGAGACAACUACUUCCGCAGCGGAGAGGGCUUCCUGUUGGUGUUCUCCAUCACCGAGCACGAGUCCUUCACCGCCACGUCCGAGUUCAGGGAGCAGAUCCUGCGGGUGAAGGAGGAGGAGGCCAUCCCUCUGCUGCUGGUCGGGAACAAGUCGGACCUGGAGGAGCGGCGGCAGGUCUCUGCUGACGAGGCCACGGCGAAGGCCAGCGAGUGGGGGGUGCAGUACGUGGAGACCUCGGCCAAGACGAGAGCCAACGUCGACAAGGUGUUCUUUGACCUCAUGCGGGAGGUCCGUAAGAAGAAGAUGGCGGAGAGCAAAGACAAAAACGGGCCGAGUGGAAAGAAGAAGAAGAAGCACUGCUGCGUCCUCUAACGGGUGUCUUCAGGGGACAAAGUGCCAAAAACAACAGAUGGACUGAAAGAGGCGGACGAAGCGCCGCUCAGACGCUCCUGGUUCAGUUUCAAAGCUCCACAGUCUCUCCGGAGGAGUCCACCCUCCGUUCAUCGUUAUUCGUUUAUCGUUAUUCGUUUAUCGUUGUUCGUUUAUUGUUAUUCGUUGUUCGUCGUUCGCUCGUGUUUAAAGCUGUCGGCACUUUCACGCCUCUGUUUCCUUUUUGUGUUCAGCGCAGUCCAGCGGCCAAAAGUAUGUGGACACUUAACACAGAAGUCUGAUCCAGAAUGUCCAGUUUAGUGACAGACACACAAAACUUUAGUGAAUUUAGUCGUGGUGAUCGUGACGAGAAACAGGU